UCAGUCGUUAAAUAUUUUCUUAUAAUUUUUUUAACUUAAUAAUACAGUAGAAAUGAGUCCAUGGCUUGGUUGUAGUGUUUCUAUUCACUGUGGUGAUACUUUAGGGACUUAUCAAGGAAAAAUAAUAGAAGUAACAGAUUCAACGAUUACUUUAAAUAAGGCUUUUAGAAAUGGAUUGCCAUAUCCUCGUUCAGAAGUUACUCUUAAUUCCAGUGAUAUAAAAAAUAUUGAAAUUAUUGAAAUGGACUCAUCCUCUGCUGAAUACAUAGAAUCUGGACGAAGUAUUGUUACUGUUGCAAAACCUAUUCCAAAACGUGCCAGCAAAGUAAUCAACUUAAGUGAUAGUUUUUCAUUAAAUAAAAAUGGAAUCUCACCACCGAAUAAUACAAAUCCAAUAAACAAUAAUACGAACAAUACUAAUACAAUAAAACAAAAACCAAUUGAAAGUCCAAAAAUGAGUACCGAUUUUUAUGAAUGUGAUACAUUUAAAAAAGAUAAAAAUCGUCCAGCACGUUGGCGCAAAGGAUGGAAAGAUGAAGCAUGCUUCGGUACACCUUUAGACAAAUGUUUAGAAAAAGAUUUUGAUUUUGAAAAAAAUUUAAAAUUAUUCAAUAAACAAGCAAUUUGGGAUGAAUUAAAUGCAGCUCAAAAACCUGAUGUAGUUAGACAGGCUGAUAAAAGAACACAUAUGAAAUAUCGACAUGAUGAAAAUAUCAUUGCCACAUUGCCAACGGUGUUCCGCGAGAUAGAAGUAGCUGUACCUGAUAUGAGAGAGUAUGUAACUGAUUCGGGCUUAAUUGUUCCAAGUAUCACUUCUGAUGUACGAAAUCGAUUACUGACAAUUGCUGAACGAUAUGGGUUUAGUUUUGAAAGACGUGCAGAAAUAUUGGGUCGAGCUGCAACAGAAAUGGUUUUACAAUUACUUGGAGGUGGUUAUCGUCUUAAUCCGCAUAAUGCACAUCAAGCACCAACAGUUGUGGCUUUAUGUGGACCGCAUAAACAUGGAGCAGUGGGUUUGAAUGCAUUAAGACAAUUAGUUAGUCAUGGUGUAAACACAGUUGCUUAUAUGUCGGGUCAAGAUUUAUCCGAAGAAGUUACGAAAGAAUACAAUUUAUAUAAAUUAACUAAGAACAAAUUUACAAGUAAAGUUUUAGAUUUACCGUCAACAGUUGACUUAAUUAUUUUAGCUUUAUGUGAAGAUACGGAUAAUCCACCGUCUUAUCCAUUAUUAAGUGAAUGGACAAAUCAAAACCGUGCACCGGUUUUAGCUUUAGAUCCACCGUCAGUUGGUACACCUGGAAUAUCUACAAAAUUUUCACUAGUACCAGUUUUACCACUUUCUCAUUCACCCGAUAAUGGAAAUAUUUAUUUAUGUAAUUUAGGUAUUCCAUUAAAAGUGUUUGAGGAUACUGGCAUUAAAUAUAAAUCACCAUUUGGACCGAAAUUUGUGAUACCAUUGCAUCCUAACGAUACCUGAAUAAUUUUAGAGCGAAAUUUUCGAACAAAAUAAUGUGAUUUUAAGAUAUUUGGAUACAAAAAUUUUACUUACAAAAAUAUGCCACCCAAUUUUUUUUUUUCAUUUUUAUUGAGUAUUUUGUUUGGUCACACGCUAGCGGGUUUUUAAUAGUUAAUUUUCACCUGCGAUUUAUAUUAUUGUAAUUAUCGCGGAAAUGUACUUUUCUUAGACUCGAUUCCCACCCAUUAAAAUAACUAUUUUUUAUAUAAGUUUUGUAAAUAAAGUGAUUUCUCUCACUAAGGGUAAAGCCGUUAAAAAAAGCUGCUCUAUCAACAUCGCCCUGUAUUUAAAAAAGAGAAUACCCUUAUUUUCAAGGUACAAAUAAUAUGCUGUUCGUGUGAGCGAAACAUAAAAAUGUUAAAAACACAGUAGCGUGUGAUGAACAAUUAUUAUUAUUAGAUUACUUUUCGUUUUUCUUCAAUUAUUUAUAAAGUAUUUAUCUUGGAUAGUCUUUCUUUAGUUUGCAAUUUAAUUAUACUCAAAAUUCUUUAGUUCGAUUCGAGACAUAUUUUUAUAUGCAUGACUGAUGGAAUGAAUACCAGUGGCGAAUCGUUUUAAAUUAUUUAAUGUCGAUUUUAUAAUACGCAUUUAAGUACUUAAUUUUGUAUUUAUUGAUUUA
This is a messenger RNA of Chrysoperla carnea, 2135 nucleotides long. It is a transcript of the gene Edc3, whose product is annotated as enhancer of mRNA-decapping protein 3. Gene Ontology annotation, cellular component: P-body. Gene Ontology annotation, biological process: P-body assembly; deadenylation-independent decapping of nuclear-transcribed mRNA. Gene Ontology annotation, molecular function: mRNA binding. The coding region runs from base 53 to 1477 and encodes 474 amino acids. The transcript is spliced from 2 exons. The record is from RefSeq and is a predicted model, not a curated record. Lineage: Eukaryota; Metazoa; Arthropoda; Insecta; Neuroptera; Chrysopidae.